CGCACGGACGUACUGCGUGUAGUACGUCAUGACGCACGGCAGCUCGAGUUUUCUCAACCUGCCCUUUUCUGUGAAAGCCGUCACACAUUCUUUGGUUUGCCGACGCCUCGGACACACCUCAGCGAACAGCUAUGUCUGACUUCUCGGAAGAUCAAAUUCUUGAGUUUAAGGAGGCAUUCCUGCUGUUUGACAGGACAGGAGAUGGGAAGAUCAGCUACAGCCAGUGUGGGGACGUCAUGCGUGCCCUGGGACAGAAUCCUGUCAAUGCUGAGGUGCUCAAAGUCCUGGGCAACCCCAAGGCUGAGGAGAUGAACACCAAGAUGCUAGACUUUGAACAGUUCCUGCCCAUGUUCCAGGCCAUUGCUAAGAAUAAAGAUCAGGGCUCCAUGGAGGAUUUUGUGGAGGGACUGCGCGUCUUUGACAAGGAGGGCAACGGCACAGUAAUGGGAGCAGAGCUUCGUCACGUCCUCACCACGUUAGGUGAAAAAAUGACAGAGGAAGAAGUGGAGACACUCUUGGCAGGGCACGAAGAUGCAAAUGGCUGCAUCAAUUAUGAAGCAUUUGUCCGCCACAUCAUGUCAGGCUGAGGGCCGAACUGGUCAGGAUGGUCAUGAAUGGGUGAAGACGAAGAGCAUCCCACUUUUUUACCCUGUCACAUGUACCCUCUUUUUUUGCAGUUAGCUUCGACAGCCCCCCCACUCCCCCACCAGCCUUUUUCAUUGAUUAGUUUUCCACAUUUAAUUUAAGAAGUGCCUUUACAUUCCCUACAAAAGAACAACCCAGUCUAUUCUUGCCAGGUUCAUUCACGUAUGUGACCAACUUAGAUGCAUUCAGGAGUCUUUGUGCUUGCAUUAUUUGCAAUAACAUUCCAAGAUGCAGCACGUACAAUUAUAUAAAUUCAUAAUGAUAUACUGUAACUAUUGAUGUUAGGGUGUCAGUGUUGGAUGGGACUUUAAUAUAUACACAUAAUGGUCAGCGACCUACUAUGUUAUUGGCUAAGAGUUGCUUUUUUGCAGAAAACCCGUACAUUCGAAGUCAUACUGGUAGAAGACAUUUCACAUGGAUUCCCAUGUUUUUAAUUCAUCCCAGUUUUGUUCCUGCAUUUAAAUAAAUAUUUUUCCUGAAAACUUAA
Scatophagus argus is the source of this 1132-nucleotide messenger RNA. RefSeq lists its product as uncharacterized. Bases 132 to 587 code for a protein of 151 amino acids. Lineage: Eukaryota; Metazoa; Chordata; Actinopteri; Scatophagidae. The transcript has 7 exons. Gene Ontology annotation, molecular function: structural constituent of muscle; calcium ion binding. The record is from RefSeq and is a predicted model, not a curated record. Gene Ontology annotation, cellular component: myosin II complex.